AUGUCUCAUUCACCUGGUACUUCACGAGAGAUACCAGCUGGUGACAGUGACCUUGACUCGGACGCAACAGGCUAUUCAGACGACAGUGACCUUGACGCCGCACAGGCACAUCAGGAGCCCCUGCCUGACGACCAUGAUAGUGACAACGAUGAUGUCGAGUAUAACUACGACUUCGAUUGGAGCCCGAAUACGAUAGGUAUGAGGAACAUUCCUUUUACUAAAGAGAAUAAAAUUCUUAUUCCUACACCUGGAAACAAUGAGCCAAUAGACUGGUUUUCCGUUUUGUUUGACGACGUGCUGUUGGAGAAAAUUUGUUCCUACACUAACGCCUACGCUUGGACAGUUUUCGAGCUGCCCACGUUGACCCCAAAGUUCACGAUCUAUUCUGGAAAAGGUGGUGAACUGAGUGGUGUUGGCCACACCAACAAAGUUGUAAUGCAUCUCAUGAGGCACAGAUUGGGGGUGGGCCACUCGUUGUACAUGGACAACUAUUACAACAGUGUCCCACUGGCCGCAACUUUAUUGAGGGAGUCCACCUACUGCACAGGCACCCUGAGAGCAGACCGCAAAUACUUGCCGGAGGAGGUCAAAACAGCGGUCCUGAAAAAAGGAGAAACUGUGGCAAGAUAUGCCCAGGGGAUAGCUGUCGCAAAGUGGAAAGAUAAGCGAACAGUGCUCUAUAUUUCUACUGAGUUUGAGAAUGAAAUGGCAGUUUCCCACAACAGAUAUGGUCAACCUAGGCAGAAACCCUUGGCGAUUAUCCACUAUAAUGCCGAGAUGUCUGGAGUGGACAGACACGACCAGUUGAUGGCGUACUACCCGGCUGAACACAAGUCCUUGAGGUGGUACAAAAAGGUUUUUGUCCACAUUCUUCAAAUGGGUUUCAUAAACGCAUUCAGACUGUAUAAAAAGUCCAACCCUGCCACAAAAAAAUCUCUGUAUGACUUCAGGAUUGACCUUGUACAUGCUCUGCUGCCUCCAAAGGAACGACUUCUACUGCGACCUGUCCAGAGAAACCAAAACCGGCACGUGAUCUCUAAAAUCCCCAAGCUGCCCAACAAAGCACGUGUAUCCAGGAGACGCUGCAAACAGUGUCAAACCGAAGGCCGCGAAACACGCACAAUUUAUUUCUGUGCACAGUGUGAUGGCGAACCAGGCUUGUGUGCAUUGGCCUGUUUCGAUAAGUGGCACGCCUGA
Messenger RNA from Homalodisca vitripennis (glassy-winged sharpshooter), 1197 nucleotides. Its product is annotated as piggyBac transposable element-derived protein 4-like. The record is from RefSeq and is a predicted model, not a curated record. The transcript has 2 exons. The coding region runs from base 1 to 1197 and encodes 398 amino acids. Lineage: Eukaryota; Metazoa; Arthropoda; Insecta; Hemiptera; Cicadellidae.